Messenger RNA from Ictalurus punctatus (channel catfish), 1761 nucleotides. RefSeq names its product ovo-like zinc finger 1a (gene ovol1a). The transcript has 4 exons. Bases 479 to 1450 code for a protein of 323 amino acids. The record is from RefSeq and is a predicted model, not a curated record. Gene Ontology annotation, cellular component: nucleus. NCBI's taxonomy places the organism in Eukaryota, Metazoa, Chordata, Actinopteri, Siluriformes, Ictaluridae. Gene Ontology annotation, biological process: epidermal cell differentiation; regulation of transcription by RNA polymerase II. Gene Ontology annotation, molecular function: RNA polymerase II cis-regulatory region sequence-specific DNA binding; DNA-binding transcription factor activity, RNA polymerase II-specific.
GCUGCCACCUGUUUCCUCAUGAAUGUGUACCUGCGCUUCAAUCAACCUUUGAAAUUCGUUGUGCUGUGACUCAAGUGAGCGGAUCGAAACAGUUCCUCCAUCGUUUUCUGCAUUAGCCGGCGCUUGGACGGCCUAUAUACGCACAUUUUGUUAAAGGAACAAGCUCUGGACGAGCGUGGAAAUUACGGAAGAGAAGGCAGGGCGCGCAAAAGUGGACAAAUGGUGGGAGACGCCACAGGAACCUGUAGCCUAUAGGUACAAAAGUUUGUAGAGGCUGUGAGGAGGGAGGAGAACGAAACAAAAUCGUCCGAGUCUCCAUUAAAAUCGGCUACACACCGGUCAUCGUCCUUCUAGUAAAUAUUGUAUUAGUUGUAUCACCUGUGUGGUUCAUUUUAGUAGAGUAGAGACUACAGCGCUGUAGUAACUACAACAGGGUGUCGUAGAGAGAGAUAGCGGAGAGCCACCUGGAGAACUCAGCAUGCCACGAGCAUUCCUGGUGAAAAAGCCCAGUGUUUCACCCGGCAAGAGGAGCUGGAGUGAUCUACCUGACCAUGAACGAGGGGACAUCUACAUACCAGUCUUUGUGUCGCCUCCAGCUCUGUGUGAGGAAACGGAAGCAAGUACAGGUGAAGUGGCCCUAUGCCUGUCCACUCAUAAAGAACGCAACAGAUGUACACAGAACUAUAUGCUAGAGCCCCACACAGUGGUUUCUACAGCUGAACUACCUUCCUGUACCGCUCUGGGACAGCAGCCCAGUCCUGAAACAGAGCGCAUCCGAAGUACACAGAGCAGCACAUACGUCCGCUCCAAGAUCAAGGUGACUACAGGCGAACUCCCUGUCGAAGCUCCAGUUAACAUUCUAAGCACAACUGCUGAUCCUCCUGUCACUGUGGCAAACCCAUGUCCCACAACCAGCAGUGGGACAUCAUCUGCACCUGCAGCAGGGGGAACCUAUGCAUGUCAGGUGUGCCAGAAAAUGUUUCAGUACCAACGCAUGCUCAACAGACACCUAAAGUGUCACAAUGAUCAGAAACGGCACCUGUGCAGUUUCUGCGGCAAGGGCUUUAAUGACACCUUCGAUCUCAAGAGGCAUGUGCGCACACACACAGGUGUUCGUCCAUAUAAAUGUAAUUUGUGUGAGAAGGCCUUUACCCAGCGCUGCUCUCUGGAAUCCCACAUGAAGAAGAUUCAUGGUGUGACACAGCAGUAUGCCUACAAGGAACGCCGCACCAAGCUCUAUGUCUGCGAGGAUUGUGGCCACACUGCUUCAACCCAGGAUUCAUUGCUGCGCCAUAUCCAUAAUCAACAUCCAAACAGUGCCUUCUUGCGGGCCAAGGGGGCACGUAGACAUUCGGGGGCAACAGGUGUAAUUGCACGGGAGGAAAACUCCCUGCCUGGCUCUCCUUUAUCUCUGAACAGUGAUGACACAACAGGAUCAGGAGGAAGGUAGAAAGAGUUUAGAUUGAUUGAGACAUAAAAUAAUAUUGUUAUAAUAUACACAUCUAUCACAUUAUGUCAGUUGGAGCAUAUGCAAUGUUAUUUAAACUAAGACAAGUGAGAAAGUGAAACUGGAAGCUUAACGAUACAGUGACUUUGACAGUCUAGAUGAACUGAUGAAUGAGUUUCAAGCAGUAAUCAUAGAUUGAGUUUACACAUCCACUAUAGAUGAGGGCUGGUUCUUCGCUUUGAAAUCAAUAAACAGCUAAAUAAUGAUUAUGCACUAGUUUAGUUUACGUUAAAGCUGAUUUUGGAAAACUUUAA